AUGGAACUAAUGAAAAGAGGUCUGCUCUUGCUAGCUUUGACUUGCAUUGUCGCCAUUCAGUCUAGCUGGGCUGAUGAGCUAUUCCGCAGCAACAGCACCAAUGCCUGGCCUUCCUGGAAUGUGACCGGUCGACCAAGCUGGAACUCUACCAACGAAUGGCCAUCAUGGAACAGCACCGGGAAACCAAACUUCAACUCUACCAAUGGUUGGCCGUUUUGGAAUAGCACUCAUGCUCCCAACUGGAACUCCACAAAUAGCUGGCCUUCCUGGAACUCUACCAAUGCACCCAGUUGGAAUUCUUCCAAUAGCUGGCCAUCGUGGAACAUCACUCAUGCACCGAACUGGAACUCUACCAACAGUUGGCCAUCUUGGAACAGUACUCACUCUCCAAACUGGAAUUCCACUAACCAAUGGCCGUCUUGGAACAGCACUCAUUCGCCCAACUGGAACAGCACCAACAGCUGGCCUUCUUGGAACACCACUAAUGCGCCCAGUUGGAAUUCUUCCAACAGUUGGCCAUCGUGGAACAGCACACAUUCUCCAAACUGGAACUCCACUAACUGGCCUUCCUGGAACUCUACACACUCACCAAACUGGAACAGCACUAACGGAUGGCCCUCGUGGAACAGCACACACUCUCCGAACUGGAACUCUACUAACAGCUGGCCGUCGUGGAACUCCACCAAUGCUCCCAGCUGGAACUCAACUCAUGGUUGGCCGUCCUGGAACAGUACCCACGUCCCAAACUGGAACUCCACCAAUAACUGGCCAUCUUGGAACUCUACUCAUUCCCCAAACUGGAACUCUACCAACGGCUGGCCAUCCUGGAACAGCACCCACUCUCCUAGCUGGAACAGCACUGGUCGCCCAAUCUUGAACGACACACACUCCAUUCAGACUGGCCCUGUCACCAUGAACGUCUACAUCAACAACUCCAAAAUUGACUCCCUUCUGAAGCUGAUCAAGUCAGUGGCAGCAAAGGCUUUCAACUGA
Messenger RNA from Rhagoletis zephyria (snowberry fruit fly), 993 nucleotides. Lineage: Eukaryota; Metazoa; Arthropoda; Insecta; Diptera; Tephritidae. The record is from RefSeq and is a predicted model, not a curated record.